Molecule: messenger RNA, 3204 nt
Organism: Tetrahymena thermophila SB210
Lineage: Eukaryota; Ciliophora; Oligohymenophorea; Hymenostomatida; Tetrahymenidae
Product: transmembrane protein, putative
Exons: 2
Source: RefSeq, a predicted model, not a curated record
AUGUUAAGUAAUUAAUAUUUUAGUUUUAUUAAUAAAUAAAUAAAUCAAUAACUAGACAAAUAUUUAUUCUGUAGUUAAUAUAUAUUUAUUUAUAUACUGAUCAUGUUUUUAAGUUAAUAAAGUAUCAAUUAUGCAGACAUAAAUGAUUUUGCAACCUAGCUAAUCAUUUAAAAUCCUCACUACAAAAACUUGAGGAUCAUUUUUAAUGAAAAAUAUUUAAUUGAAAAACUGAAGGAUCAAACUUUCAUUUUUAGAUUGUAAGAUGAAUAAUUAAAGGUUGAAAAAUAAAUAAAUGCCAUCAUUUGUAAUAAUGAGACAAAAUUAUUCCUUGAUCAGAUUAUAGAUUUCAAAAAAUCAAUACAAAAACUGCAUUCUUAUGAAUGUUUUUUAGAAAUAUAUGGUUAUUACUUGCUAGAGACUAAAACUGAAUCUUAAAGAUAUUUUGUUAUUGAGUCUGAAGUAUACUCUUUUGGAAGCAUCAAUUAUGAAGAUAGCAAUAUAAAUUAGUUUUUGAACUACAUUCAAAAAUUUUUAAAUAAUUAGAUUUCUGAUAAACUAUUAAAUAAAAAAUUAGCUUUAUCAAAAAAUAUUUGCUAUUGCUCAGGAUAUAAUAACUCACUAUAAGUGAAAUUAAAUAUAAUAGAUCCAUAAUUUAUUGAAGAGAAGGAAGAUGAAUCUGUAAAUGGUAGUGUCCAAAAAGAGUCUCAGAGCAAAAUGAAAGUAGAAUUAUCAAGAAUUUUUGUAGCUGCAUCAAAAUUUGAAGAAUAUUUCAAUUAAAAUCACUCUGAUUUUUCUCAGCAAUACUUUCCAAUCAUAGAUUAUUUAACAUAAGAAAUAAAAAAUAAGAAUAUUUCUUAUUUUAAAAUUUCUACUUUAAGCAGACAAGAAUUGAUAUUGAUUUCAUUAAAUUAGUUAGAUGAAAAGUAAGUAUGUUAAUUCUUUUAUAUUGAUGAUAAGUUAAAAUUAAAAUCGGAUCAGUUUCAACUACUUCACAAAGUUGCUAAAAAGGAUACAAAUUAAGAUUUUCAAUUUAUUCAAGGUAAAGAAAAUGAGCCUUGCUUUUUUAAAGUAAGAUUUAGAAAUUUUAAGUAAAAUAUCUUGGUUUUGAAAACUAAUUUAUAGAUUUCAUAAAGCAUAUUAGAUAUUGCCAAGAUAAUUAAUCAUUUGUAUGAUUUAUAUUAAAUUAGUGGCGUUUUGAAGUUGCAAUUGAAUAAAAAAAUUAAUAAAACAGUCGAAGCAAUUCAAAACUUUAUAUCAACCUUAGCCAGCAAGUUUAAAUGCUUUUAAAUCAAUAAAAAUAAAAAUCCUGUCCAAAUUAUUUAGAAAGACAUCAAUCUGUUAAAUAAUUUUUUUAAUCAAGUUGAUUAAUAAGCCAUUUUAGAGUUUGAUUCUGAAUACCAAAAAGAGAGAGAACUUUAUUACAAAAGUUUGUGCAAUUACCUUAAGAAAAUCAAUGCUGCAUUAGUUUUAGAAUAGGAUAGGAAUAAUGUAAAAAUUACAAAAAAUUGGUAGAUCCAACUCUAAUACAAAAAAUUAAUCAAAGAUGAAAGUAUUUUUAGUUAAAUAAAUAUUUUAAAGGUAGAUUUGAAGGAUAAAUAAGAUACAAAUAAAUUUAUAGAAAUCUACAACUUUUCAAACAUUAAAUCUUUGAAAUUAAUGUAUUGCUUUUUUGAUUUGCCAUAGUUAAUAUCUAUAAACUUUGAUAAUAUUCAACUUUAUCAAAAUAUUCUGUAGAACUUACAAGACCUUCCUUUUUGGGAAUUCCUUAAAAGCAUUACAAUCAAAUACACUAAAAAUGAAAUUUUUUAUAAUCUUCCAUCCAGAAUAUGCAGCUCUAUUUUAUUAUAUAUUGCUAUUAAAAACUAAUUAGCUAGAGUAAAGUUUCUUAAAGAUCUAAAAUUAGAAUUUACAUAAUUUUUGGUUGAAGUUGAUAAAAUUUUAUUUCUUAUACUUUUACACUUUAAUAAUGAUAAAUAAAGCAAUCAGAUAAAUCCUCUACUAAAAUAAGGAUAAACUUAACCUGCUUAAGCACUUAAAUUAUUUGAGUAACAAUAAUACUAGUAGCAGCAACAAAAUUAAUAAGAAGGCGGUAGCUCAUUUUCAAUAGAUUAAAAUAACUAGACUAAAAGUAUCUUUUAAGUUCAAGAAUAAUAAAAUAAAUAAGAAACAAAGAUAAAGAGCUCUCUGUUCUAAAAUUCAGCAAGUAACUUAUUUUCUCAAGGAUAAAUACAACCAAAUAUAUUUGAUAAAUCAUUUAAAGAAUUGAAAAAUGUAGAAAGCUAAUAGAGUUUGAAUGGUGUAUAAUCUUAGUUAAAAGAUUUAAAAUGUUUCAUCUAAGAAAAAUAAACUAAUCUAGAAAGCAGCUAGCCUCCAAAUUUUAAUAUUUUUGAAUAAAAUGGUAAAACAAAAUAAAAUAACAAUCAAAUUAAUAACAGCUUGUUUGAGAAAAGCAACAAAAAUGUAUUUAAUGACCUUGAAAACGAAGAAGAGAGCAGCUAUAAAAAAAAGAGAAUCAAUAAUGAAUUGAAUUUGCAUUAAAAAUUCGAGCAUUAAUUGAGCUCAAUUAUAUAUGAUAAUUAGAGACUAAUUACCAACUGUUCCUAAACAUAAAACAUGCUUACAUUUGAGUACGAAAACGAAAAAUUUAAAUAAAUAGGAAAAUUAAAGGUUGUGUCAUAGAUUGCUAAUAAUAAGCAGGAAUUUAUCUCAUUUGAAUGUGAUAAUAGAGAAAAUAUUGAUUGCUAUUUUAUUUAAACUAAAAGGUAGAUUUGUGAUCCGAUUCUAGUUGAGAAAUGGCAACUUUUUUCAAUUUAAUCUGAAAUUUUCUAAAAAAUAAUUGGAUAGAGCUACAAACCAGGAUGUUGUCAUCAUUAAUACAAUUUAUUAAUAGGAUAGCUAUACAAAUAGUAGCAACAUCUAGAGCAUCUUAGCUUAAGUAUAUGUGUCUGUGAUUAUAUGAUUGAAAACAACUCUUUUUAGCUCUACUUUGACACUCAGUUGCAUAAUAAGCUUAGAAGCUUAGCUUUAGUUAUCAAUAAGAAUUAUUCUUCUCAAUACAAUUUAGUUUCGAAAAGCAUAUUUAAGCAAAUAAAACAUCUCAAUAAUUUAAAUAUCCUAAAACUCAAGUUCCAAGAUUUAGCACUAAAUAAAAACUUCACUAUUCUAAAAAAACAGAAAAGACUCGUAACCCUUAUAAUUUAAUGA